AUGGCUGGAUUCCAUCCCCACGGCGACCCGUACUUCCCAAACCAAGGCGAUGCUGGAUGGCUAGAGGAAGAACCAGAAGAUGAUCACCCAAUCCCUUUGGAUGAUCACCAUGCUGAAGGCUUUUCUGAUAGUUCUGACUCAGAGCCUGAAGUCAACAACCUACCCCAAGUGGGUCAGGCCCCGAAUCUCAACCCCCAACCCGCGUUUCAAGGUCCCACACCCUUGUGGGCAACAAACUUGAAUCGCUGGAGCGACGAACAGGGUCAACCCUUACCCUACUAUGGGGACCGAAGCUUCUAUGACCUUAGAGGAGGUGGCUCUGCGGAUCGAGCUCUGCCUGUUAUGAUCCGUAGGAUUGCUCGAAAUGUCGAGCAAGGUCGAGCAGCCAUCGACCGAGUCAUGGAAAUUGAUGCCAACUCGGGCGUUAACACCGUCCGCAUUCGACAUCUGGAAGACGCUGUCGAAGGGACGAGAAGAACCAAUGAGACUCUGCGGCAACAGUUAGCUGCAUCUCGGACCGAAGUCAUAGAACUUCGAGUUCGUCAGAGGGCUCACGAGCGACAUCUCCAAGAGGUGGUACGUCAACUGGCGGAUAUGAGGAUUCUCCCCAGGAAUUCCCAUCGCCGGUAG
Molecule: messenger RNA, 630 nt
Organism: Lactuca virosa
Lineage: Eukaryota; Viridiplantae; Streptophyta; Magnoliopsida; Asterales; Asteraceae
Source: the annotation of a GenBank genome assembly